Messenger RNA from Ceratotherium simum simum (southern white rhinoceros), 4093 nucleotides. NCBI's taxonomy places the organism in Eukaryota, Metazoa, Chordata, Mammalia, Perissodactyla, Rhinocerotidae. The record is from RefSeq and is a predicted model, not a curated record.
AUGAUUUAUGUGCGGUAUUACUUUACUGUUCUUUUUGGCCACGAAGGCCAGAAACCACUGGAGCUGCGCUGUGAGGAGGAGCAGGACGGUCAAGAGUGGAUGGAGGCCAUUCACCAAGCCAGUUAUGCAGACAUAUUGAUUGAGAGGGAAGUGUUAAUGCAGAAGUACAUUCAUCUAGUUCAGAUCGUAGAGACAGAAAAAAUUGCAGCUACCCAACUACGGCAUCAACUUGAAGAUCAAGAUACAGAAAUCGAGAGGCUUAAAUCAGAGAUUAUCGCUCUUAAUAAAACCAAGGAACGAAUGCGACCUUACCAAAGCAAUCAAGAAGAUGAGGAUCCGGACAUAAAGAAGAUUAAAAAGGUUCAGAGCUUCAUGCGAGGAUGGUUGUGUAGAAGGAAAUGGAAGACCAUUGUACAGGAUUACAUUUGUUCUCCUCACGCUGAAAGUAUGAGGAAGAGAAACCAGAUUGUGUUCACCAUGGUUGAGGCUGAGUCGGAGUAUGUGCACCAGCUCUACAUCCUGGUCAAUGGCUUCCUCCGGCCCCUGCGAAUGGCAGCCAGCUCCAAGAAGCCCCCCAUCAGCCAUGACGAUGUCAGCAGUAUUUUUCUCAACAGUGAAACAAUCAUGUUUCUUCAUGAAAUAUUUCAUCAAGGACUGAAGGCAAGGAUAGCAAACUGGCCUACUUUAAUUUUAGCUGAUCUGUUUGAUAUUUUGCUCCCCAUGCUGAACAUUUAUCAAGAAUUUGUGCGUAAUCACCAGUACAGCCUCCAAGUGCUUGCCAAUUGUAAGCAAAACAGAGAUUUUGACAAACUCUUAAAACAGUAUGAAGCCAACCCUGCCUGUGAGGGGAGGAUGCUGGAAACGUUCUUGACCUAUCCAAUGUUUCAGAUCCCCAGGUAUAUCAUCACACUUCAUGAACUCCUCGCUCAUACACCCCACGAGCAUGUGGAGAGGAAAAGUCUGGAGUUUGCUAAAUCAAAAUUAGAAGAACUGUCCAGAGUAAUGCACGAUGAAGUGAGCGACACUGAAAACAUAAGGAAGAACCUUGCCAUAGAAAGAAUGAUCGUCGAGGGCUGUGAUAUUUUGCUGGACACCAGCCAAACUUUCAUCCGCCAAGGUUCUCUUAUUCAAGUACCUUCCGUUGAGAGGGGGAAACUUAGUAAAGUUCGCCUGGGUUCAUUGUCUUUGAAAAAGGAAGGAGAAAGACAAUGCUUCUUAUUUACAAAACACUUUUUAAUUUGUACGAGAAGUUCAGGAGGAAAGCUGCAUCUGCUCAAGACAGGUGGGGUCCUCUCUCUAAUAGAAUGUACGUUGAUUGAGGAGCCCGAUGCCAGCGACGAUGACUCCAAAGGUUCUGGGCAAAUGUUUGGACACCUGGAUUUUAAAAUAGUGGUGGAGCCUCCUGAUGCUGCCCCCUUCACUGUUGUCUUGUUAGCACCUUCACGCCAGGAGAAAGCUGCCUGGACAAGCGACAUAAGUCAGUGUGUGGACAAUAUACGGUGUAAUGGUUUAAUGACUAUAGUGUUUGAAGAGAAUUCCAAAGUUACUGUGCCACAUAUGAUUAAGUCUGACGCCCGUCUUCAUAAGGAUGAUACUGACAUUUGCUUCAGUAAAACACUCAACUCCUGCAAAGUGCCCCAGAUCCGUUAUGCCAGCGUGGAGCGCCUCUUGGAGCGGCUGACAGACUUGCGGUUUCUUAGUAUCGAUUUCCUCAACACCUUUCUGCACACCUAUCGGAUUUUCACUACCGCAGCUGUGGUGCUGGCGAAGCUUUCUGACAUAUACAAGAGGCCUUUCACCUCCAUCCCUGUCAGGUCGUUGGAAUUGUUUUUUGCUACCAGCCAGAAUAACAGAGGUGAACAUUUGGUGGAUGGCAAAUCCCCACGCCUGUGUCGCAAAUUCUCUUCCCCACCACCACUGGCUGUGUCCAGAACGUCCUCCCCAGUGAGGGCCAGAAAGCUGUCCUUGACUUCUCCCUUGAACUCAAGGAUAGGAGCACUGGACCUGACCACCUCCUCGACGUCCAGCAGUCCUACCACCACCCAAAGCCCUGCUGCGUCCCCUCCACCACACACUGGUAAAGUACCGUUGGAUCUUAGCAGAGGCCUUUCUUCUCCAGAACAAAGCCCGGGAUCUGUAGAAGAGCAUGUAGAUAACCCCCGCGUGGAUCUGUGUAACAAGCUAAAGCGAAGUAUUCAAAGAGCAGCAGUGCUAGAGUCUGCACCAGUGGACCGAGCAGGAGUGGAAAGCUCCCCGGCGGCGGAUGCCCCAGAACUUUCACCUAGCAGGUCACCCUCGACUCCUCGACACCUCCGCUAUCGCCAGCCUGUAGGACAGACGGCUGACAACUCCCACUGCUCUGUUUCGCCUGCUUCUGCCUUUGCAAUUGCCACAGCUGCAGCAGGACACGGGAGUCCACCCGGCUUUAACAACACGGAGAGAACAUGCGACAAAGAGUUUAUUAUACGCAGAACAGCCACCAAUCGAGUCCUGAAUGUCCUCCGUCACUGGGUCUCAAAGCACGCGCAGGAUUUCGAACUCAACAACGAACUAAAGAUGAACGUCCUAAAUUUGCUAGAAGAAGUUUUGCGAGACCCAGACCUCCUUCCCCAAGAAAGGAAAGCCACAGCGAAUAUCCUGAGGGCCCUUUCACAAGAUGAUCAAGAUGACAUCCACCUAAAAUUAGAGGAUAUAAUUCAACUGACGGACUGUCCGAAGGCUGAGUGCUUUGAGACCUUGUCAGCCAUGGAGCUGGCGGAGCAGAUCACCCUCCUGGACCACAUCGUUUUCAGAAGCAUUCCCUACGAAGAAUUUCUUGGGCAGGGGUGGAUGAAGCUGGAUAAAAAUGAAAGAACACCUUACAUUAUGAAAACCAGCCAACACUUCAAUGAUAUGAGUAACCUGGUGGCCUCGCAGAUCAUGAAUUAUGCCGACGUCAGCUCCCGAGCCAACGCGGUUGAGAAGUGGGUGGCGGUGGCAGACAUCUGCCGAUGCCUGCACAACUACAACGGCGUGCUGGAGAUCACCUCGGCCCUGAACAGGAGUGCCAUCUACAGGCUGAAGAAAACCUGGGCCAAGGUGUCCAAGCAGACAAAAGCUCUAAUGGACAAACUUCAGAAGACUGUUUCAUCUGAAGGAAGAUUUAAAAAUCUCAGAGAAACCCUUAAAAAUUGUAACCCCCCCGCUGUUCCUUAUCUGGGGAUGUACCUGACAGACCUGGCGUUUAUUGAAGAAGGAACACCAAACUUUACUGAGGAAGGCCUUGUCAAUUUCUCCAAAAUGAGAAUGAUAUCACACAUCAUCAGAGAGGUGCGCCAGUUCCAGCAGACUUCCUACCGAAUAGACCAUCAGCCAAAGGUCACUCAGUACUUGCUUGACAAAGCCCUCAUCAUAGAUGAAGAUACGCUGUAUGAGCUGUCGCUAAAAAUUGAACCUCGGCUCCCUGCUUGAGGAUUCGGCCUUGCCCCUGAAUCCAUCAAAUUUUCAUGGAAAGCAGGAUGGACAGAACUGUGCAUGCCAUGCCUCCCAUGGUGCAGCAAGGACCGGGGAGGGAGACGAAGCCAGUCUCCCUUGUCCACAGAAGAAGCCGGAACCGAACUGGACUUCUGUGUUCUCCAGGCAGGGGAGCCCAGCUGUUUGGGGUCAAAGACAGACUCGGGUGGGAAGGUGAAAAGAUUGCUAUUUGGUAAAGCUGAUGGCAUGUUUUGCACAAGGGAAUGUAAGAUGGGAGAUGCUGGUAGGCAUUGUAAUGAAGCAGGUAAGAAGAUGAAUUUCAAGCCUGCCACAUGUUCUGUUAGAACUCAGGGACAAGGAUCCAUGGAAAAGACCUGUGAUGUUUCUCUGCCACUUUACUGGCCUGGGUACACCCACCAAUAUCCUCCUAGGAUUUAACUGCUUCCUUUACGUUUCCCUUGUUACAAGCUUCCAGAAAAGCCGAGGCUUCCUCUGUAGGGAUGGACUAACACAUAAGCACUUUCAGUCUAUAGCAUGUGCAUGGUCUUCAGUGCAUCAUAGACAUUUAUAUUGGAGGAAUAGCAUGUUCUGAAACUGCUUUUUCAGUCCUUAGGCAACAGGACAUUAAAGACAGGAUGAA